Aspergillus candidus is the source of this 1500-nucleotide messenger RNA. RefSeq names its product ATP-dependent RNA helicase DBP5 (gene dbp5). Gene Ontology annotation, biological process: poly(A)+ mRNA export from nucleus. Gene Ontology annotation, cellular component: cytoplasmic stress granule; nucleus. The transcript has 6 exons. The coding region runs from base 1 to 1500 and encodes 499 amino acids. The record is from RefSeq and is a predicted model, not a curated record. NCBI's taxonomy places the organism in Eukaryota, Fungi, Ascomycota, Eurotiomycetes, Eurotiales, Aspergillaceae. Gene Ontology annotation, molecular function: RNA binding; ATP binding; RNA helicase activity.
AUGGCAUCGGAGCAAGCAUCGGAGGCUCCUGCGGCAGGCUCUCUUGCUGACCGCAUCUCCAAGCCUGAUGAAACCCAGCCUGAAACCAAACCUGAAGCUCAGUCCGAAGCCCAGCCCGCAGAAGAUGCUGAGAAGUCCGGCGAGGCUGACCAGACCGAUGGCGCCCCCGCUGAACUCGGCGGGUCUGACCUGCAGGAACCGGACUACACGGUCGAAGUCAAACUGAGCGAUCUCCAGGCGGAUCCCAACAACCCUCUCUUUUCCGUCAAAAACUUCGAGGACCUUGGAAUCGACCCUCGCAUCCUGAAGGGACUGUCGGCGAUGAACUUCCGCAAGCCUUCGAAGAUCCAAGAACGUGCCCUGCCGCUGCUCCUGAGCAACCCGCCCAAGAACCUGGUCGGCCAGUCGCAGUCUGGUACCGGAAAGACCGCUGCAUUCGUUCUGAAUAUUUUGAGCCGCUUGGACCUGACCUCGGAGAAAGCGCAAAAGACCCCCCAGGCUCUGAUCUUGGCCCCGACUCGCGAACUGGCGCGCCAGAUCGUUGGGGUCAUCCAGGUCAUGGGACAGUUCCUCGAAAACCUCAUUAUCGGCACCGCGGUGCCUGCAGACAGUGAUAGCCGCCCGCGGAAGCUUGAGUGCUCCGUUGUCGUCGGUACCCCCGGGACCGUCAUGGAUAUGAUUAAGAAGCGCAUCAUGGUGGCCAGUGGACUGAAGGUUCUGGUGCUGGAUGAGGCCGAUAACAUGCUCGACCAGCAAGGCCUGGGCGACCAGUGUAUUCGUGUCAAGGGCCUGUUACCACGCACCAUCCAAGUCGUCCUCUUCUCCGCCACAUUUCCCGAGCACGUCCACCAAUAUGCCUCGAAAUUCGCCCCUGACGCGAACGAAAUCACGCUCCAGCACGAAGAACUCACAGUCGAGGGCAUCAAACAGCUGUACCUCGACUGCUCCGACGAUGAGGACAAAUAUCGCAACCUUGUGCAGCUGUACGGGUUACUUACCGUCGGCUCUUCGAUCAUUUUCGUCAAGACUCGUGCGUCUGCGCAAGAAAUCGAGAAGCGCAUGGUCGCAGAAGGACACACCGUUGCCUCCUUGACCGGUGGUAUCGAGGGUUCGCAGCGUGACGCUGUCAUCGAUCAGUUCCGAGCCGGCCAAGCCAAGGUGCUAAUUACGACAAACGUGCUGGCUCGAGGAAUCGAUGUCUCCACGGUCUCCAUGGUCAUCAACUACGACAUCCCCGAGAUCCAUCAACCCGGACGCCGUGAACGCCAGGCCGACUUCCAGACCUACCUCCACCGUAUCGGUCGUACCGGACGAUUUGGCCGUGUGGGUGUCUCCAUCUCCUUCGUCUCCAGCCGCGACGAGUGGAACAUGCUCAACCAGAUCCAACAAUACUUCAACACCACCAUCCAGCGCAUUGACACCAAGGACUGGGACGAGGUGGAAGACAUCAUCAAGAAGACUAUCAAAACUACCCGGGCCCAGGGAACCUUCGGGCGAUAA